Cylas formicarius (sweet potato weevil) is the source of this 2689-nucleotide messenger RNA. It is a transcript of the gene bur, whose product is annotated as GMP synthase [glutamine-hydrolyzing]. Bases 16 to 2136 code for a protein of 706 amino acids. Gene Ontology annotation, molecular function: GMP synthase (glutamine-hydrolyzing) activity; ATP binding; GMP synthase activity. Lineage: Eukaryota; Metazoa; Arthropoda; Insecta; Coleoptera; Brentidae. Gene Ontology annotation, cellular component: cytosol. Gene Ontology annotation, biological process: GMP biosynthetic process. The record is from RefSeq and is a predicted model, not a curated record. The transcript has 12 exons.
UAUUAUGGCCUAGGAAUGAGUUUAUUUUCAUUGUGUUGUUGGAGCAGAGCAAUGCACAAUAUUAAUCCAGACGGACAGUACAUGAAUGCAAAUGGGGCUCCGAACCCCGAGAAAGUGUGUAUAUUGGAUGCCGGAGCUCAGUAUGGGAAGGUGAUUGAUAGAAAAAUAAGAGAAUUAUCAGUAGAAUCUCAUAUUUUGCCACUUGAUACUCCGGCAUUUAAUAUCAAAGAAGCAGGCUAUAAAGCUAUUAUUAUCUCAGGAGGUCCCAGUUCUGUGUAUGCGGAAGAUGCACCCAGAUAUGAUGCUGAUAUCUUUAGGAUAGGGGUGCCAGUUUUAGGAAUAUGUUAUGGGAUGCAAAUGUUGAAUAAAGAGUUUGGAGGCACAGUUCAACGGAAAGAAAGCAGGGAGGAUGGUCAAUUCACAAUAGAAAUCGACACAAAAUGUCUCCUAUUUAAAGGCCUGGAUAAAAAGCAGGAAGUUCUUUUAACUCAUGGAGAUUCAAUUGAAAAAAUAGCAGACAAUUUUCGAUCGAUAGCACAGUCCCAGGCUUUCUGUGCCGGUAUUUAUAAUGAAAAGAUGCAUUUGUAUGGUGUUCAGUUUCACCCUGAAGUAGACUUAACUCCAAAUGGCAAAACAAUUUUCAGAAACUUUUUGUUUGACAUUUGUGGUUUGACAGGAAAUUUUACAAUAGCUGGUAGGGAGUUGGAAUGCAUUAAAUACAUCAAGGAGACUGUUGGGAACAAUAAAGUGCUUCUUCUUGUCAGCGGUGGUGUAGAUAGUACUGUAUGUGCCGCUUUGCUGUAUAAAGCUUUAAAGCCCGAGCAGAUUAUCGCCAUUCACAUUGAUAAUGGUUUCAUGCGAAAAAAUGAGAGCUCCAAGGUGCAGACCUCAUUGCAGAAAGUGGGCUUAAGUUUGACGGUCAUCAAUGCUGCCGCAAAGUUUUCUGAAGGCAGCACGGUAGUGCCAAUCGAUAAAGACGAUAAAGUUAAUAAUGUAUUAGUAGGCAAUCCAAGAACACAGGUUACCAAAAUGUUGUGUCAUACGACUAAUCCGGAAGAAAAGCGGAAAAUUAUAGGAGAUAUUUUUGUUAAAAUAUCAGAUGAAAUUAUAGCGGAUCUGAAACUAAAUCCCGAAGAGGUGUUUUUAGGACAAGGAACCUUGCGACCUGAUCUUAUCGAAUCUGCAUCCUCUUUGGCUUCAGGGAAGGCAGACACUAUAAAAACUCAUCAUAAUGAUUCGGCACUGAUAAGAAAAUUAAGAGAGGAGGGCAGAGUGGUAGAGCCUUUAAAAGAUUUUCACAAGGACGAAGUAAGGUCAAUAGGGAAGGACUUGGGACUGCCUCCCGACCUUGUUAUGAGACAUCCAUUUCCGGGACCGGGUUUGGCCAUUAGGGUAUUGUGUGCGGAUGAGCCUUACAUGGAAAGGGAUUUUUCUGAGACUCAGGUGCUAGUCAAAAUUUUAGUAGAGUUCGAACAGAUGUUGCAAAAGAAACACGCAUUACUCAACAGGGUGGAGAGCGUGACUACUGAUGAAGAGAAGGCGAUUCUUCGACGGAUAUCUUCGAAACAACGUUUAGCUGCCACCCUGCUGCCUAUUCGGUCAGUGGGAGUGCAAGGGGAUAGGCGCAGCUACUCGUAUGUCGUAGGUAUAUCCACGGAACGAGAGCCCGAUUGGUCGGACAUAAUUUUCUUGGCUCGUCUCAUGCCGCGCGUCUGUCGUAACGUCAAUCGAGUCUGUUAUGUAUUUGGGAGCAUAGUUAAGGAACCUCUACCGGACGUUACUCCCACUUUUUUGACCAGUAACGUGCUAGCCACACUGAGGCAAUGCGACGAUGUGGCAAAUACGGUUCUGCAGAACAGUGGAUAUGUUAGCUCAGUAAGUCAGAUGCCUGUGAUCCUAAUCCCUCUACAUUUCGACCGAGACCAAGCGACGAGAACGCCCUCUUGUCAGCGCUCAGUCGUUCUUAGGCCAUUCUGUACACAAGAUUUCAUGACUGGAAGUCCGGCCAUUCCCGGAAAACAACUACCCAUGGAUGUUAUAUUAAGGAUGGUCCAGGAGGUAGAGAAAGUGCCGGGCAUAUCGAGAGUGCUGUAUGAUAUGACCUCGAAACCGCCAGGAACCACGGAGUGGGAAUGAUGAAAACCGCAACGCCAGCGACCUCCGACAGCAGUUUUGUUAUAUAAAAUAUUAAUUGUAAUAUUAUUUGUUAGAACAGAAAGCAUGGUUGCACUUACACAGAAGGUUAAAACCGGCCGACCACUCACGCCCAUUGGCAAUUUAUUGUUUUUCUUUUUUCUUCGUUCUAAUUGAUUGUUAGGUACUUUAUACAAGUCAUUUCAUUUUUUUGUCGAUUGGGUAAGUUAUAAUUUACUUUUUUUUAUCGUUUUUGGUUGAUACUUUUUCAAUUUACUAUGAUUUUUAAGUGGCGCAUCUGGAAGAAGCCUACAUAAAUCCGACAUGUCAGGUUAAGUGCACCUUAUCAUAUGGGCCGAAAUUUGUUAUGUACAUUUUGUUUUGUUGAAAGUAUUUUUUUAAUCUUCGUCUGUGUAUAUUGUUUUAAUGGUUCGAGUUUCAGUCGAUUCAUCGAGAUUAGUUUUACUCUCUUUCAAGGGAAGAAUUUUAAUAUCGAUUCAUUGUAAUUUAUAUUUUUGUCAUUGAUUGCUCCUUGCAAAUAAACAUUUAAAUAAGA